Sorex fumeus (smoky shrew) is the source of this 1064-nucleotide messenger RNA. It is a transcript of the gene SLC35G6, whose product is annotated as solute carrier family 35 member G6. Bases 1 to 1041 code for a protein of 346 amino acids. NCBI's taxonomy places the organism in Eukaryota, Metazoa, Chordata, Mammalia, Eulipotyphla, Soricidae. The transcript has a single exon. The record is from RefSeq and is a predicted model, not a curated record.
AUGUCUGAGCUCUUUUCUCCUGAACAGGCUAGCAGCCAUCCCUACUUCAACCUGCCUGACUUCACCCAACCAUCACCGCCCUCCACUCCGCCCAGCCUCCCCUCAAACCAGCGCUGCUGGCCCUCUGAUGCCACCAAGGGCCUGCUAGUGGCACUGCUGGGUGGGGGUCUGCCUGCUGGCUUUGUGGGCCCCUUCUCCCGUAUGGCUUACCAGGCCUCUCACUUACCCUCGCUGGAGCUGCUCAUCUGCCGAUGCCUCUUCCACCUUCCCAUUGCCCUGAUACUUCAACUACGUGGUGACCCACUGCUGGGACCUCCCGAAGCCCGGGGCCGGGCCUUCCUCCACGCCCUACUCAACGUGCUCAGCAUUGGAUGUGCCUACAGUGCGGUGCAGGUGGUACCUGCUGGCAAUGCUGCCACCGUCCGCAAAGGUUCUUCCACGGUCUGCUCUGCUCUUCUUGCUCUCUGCCUGGAGAGUCAGGGGCUCAGCGGCUAUGACUGGUGUGGCCUACUGGGCAGUACUCUGGGAUUAAUCAUCAUUGUGGGACCUGGACUAGGGACGCUACAGGAGGGGACCACAGGCCUCUACACUGCCCUGGGUUAUGUGCUCGCUUUUCUGGGUGGCCUGGCACUGUCCCUAGGACUUCUGGUAUAUCGCUCGCUGAACUUUCCAUCUUGCCUGCCAACAGUGGCCUUUCUGUUUGGCUUGGUAGGACUGGCGGGCUCGGUGCCGGGCCUAUUUAUGUUGCAGACCCCCGUGUUGCCCUAUGACCCUCUGACUUGGAGCUGUGUCGGGGCGGUAGGGAUACUCGCUCUGGUCUCCUUUGUGUGCGUGAGCUAUGCGGUGACCAAGGCCCACCCUGCCCUGGUGUGUGCCGUCUUGCACUCAGAAGUGGUGGUGGCUCUGAUGCUGCAGUAUUAUGUGCUCUAUGAGACCGUGGCACCUUCUGACAUCAUGGGCGCGGGGGUUGUAUUGGGCAGCAUUGCCAUCAUCACGGCCCAGAACCUCAGCUGUGAGAGGGAAGGGCAGGUGGAGGAGUGAGAGACUAUCUGAGAGCCUGGGGG